AUUCGUCGGAUAAAUUUUCGCAAACAGUCUUGUUUUCUGUGAUUUUCCGUUGAACCUCUGGCUUCUUAUAAAAUAAUCUCUAUUUUAAUCAGUAGUUUUAUAUGUAAUCGCUACGCUUUCUAUAGUUUCUGACAGUAUUAUAGUGUUAAUUCGUUGAUUCAGUGAAAACCAUUGACUGUAAGUUUUAGUUCGUUCGGAAAUCGCGUUCCAAGCAAAAUCACCACCCGGCUGUCGUCAAUCGGAUUUUAUAUGAAGAGAUGACAGACUCCCUGAAAGGAAAGAUUAAAUCCGUCGCGGUCAAGGAUUUUGUAACAUACGACGUCGUAAUAUUUUAUCCGGAUGAGCAUUUGAACAUCAUAAUUGGUCCCAAUGGAACCGGCAAAUCGACUAUCGUUGCGGCAAUCGUUUUGGGGAUGGGCGGUAAUUGCAAGCUGUUGUCCCGAUCCGGAAGUAUCGAAGACUACAUCAAGAACGGCAAGGAAAUGGCCAAGAUUGAGGUGGCCCUCUACAAGAAUUCCCGAGGGGACAUAAUGAUGUUCAAUCGCACAUUCAACCGAAGUGGGAUGGAUCGAUUCGAAAUCGACGGCACCAAAGUGUCCCACAAGGAGUUCCUCAAGCGUGUCAAAGACCUGAACAUCCAGAUCGACAAUCUGUGCCAGUUUUUGCCGCAGGAUCGGGUACAGGAUUUCACCAAAAUGAAUUCCCGGGAACUGUUGCUCAACACCCAGGCUUCGGUUUGUCGUCCGGAGAUGACGGAGCUGAUGAAUCAGCUGCUGGAGAAACGACAACAGCAAAAGACAGUGAACAAGUCCAGCAUGGACAAUUUGGCCAAACUGAAGGAAGCCGAGGCGAAGAACGAAGAACUGCGCGUUCAGAUUGAGAACAUGAAGGUCCGGAAGCAGUACGAGAAGGAAGUGGAAAUUUGCAACGCUCGAAAGGCGUGGUUGGAGUAUGAGCAAAUUUUCCUGGAUUUCAACUCGACGAAGGACGACCUGCAGUUGGCAAAAACGAACAUGAACGAAAAGCAGAAACGACUUGAUCCGCUAAAAUCCAAGGCUGCCAAACUGAACAAAGUCAAAGGGGAGCUCAACGAAAAGAUCAAAGUCGAACAGGCGGAGAUUCAGAAACAUGCCAACCAGUUGCGCCAGAUGGAAUCUAGAACCGAACAGCUAGAGGAUUCCAUUAUGAAGGCGAAACGUGACCUUCAGGACUCCAUUGCACAGGCGGCAGAUCGAGAAAGCCAGCUGGUGCAAGCCAAGGAAACCCUCUCGAUCCUGGUGCAGGAUUGUAAGAACGCCAUGGAAGAGUUGGGUUCCGAGCCCGUCCAGGAGCAGAAAAAGCGAGAACUCACCGCUCAAAUCGACAAGGUUAAACGAGAAGCUGACCUGCUGCUGAGCAGACGCAAUGAUUUGAACUUGAAGAUCGAAACCGAGCUCAAACCGGAGAUGGUGAGCAUUCAGAAGCGAAUCGAAGCGCUGGAGAACGUCGGGCAGGUCAAGAUGCGGUUGUUGCAGUCGCAGUUCGAAAGUGCCUACCAUGCAACGCUAUGGUUGCGAGACAAUCGACAUCUGUUCCGAGGGAAUAUCUACGAACCAAUGAUCUUGGAGCUGAACGUUCCGAACAGCGAAAAUGCAAAGUAUCUGGAGAAUACGAUCGCCAAGCGGGACUUGAUAGCGUUCACUUGCGAGGACCGUGACGAUAUGGCGCUAUUUUUGCGCAAAGUGCGACAGGAGAUGAAGUUGGAAGGGGUGAAUGUGGUGUUUUCGGAGCCCGCGGAUCGGCUGAUGUACAAAUCUCGGUUACCGAUUCAAAGUUUAGAGCGCUACGGUUUCCACUCCUAUCUGAUAGACAUGGUGGAAGCACCCUUCCCCAUUCUGAACUACCUCUGCAAAUCGUUCCAGCUACACAAUGUCCCCGUUGGUGCCAACGACUCUACCAAGUAUGCUUCCCAAAUGCCGGACGAAAUCCGCUUGUUUUUCACUCCGUCGCAUCGGUUUUCCGUUAUCAAAUCACGUUACACCGGCGAAAAAAGUUCCCGAUCGGAUGAAAUUCACUCUCAGAACCUCCUGAACAAAAACGUUGACCCGGAAGUGCUGGAAGAACGCAAACGAGCCCUGCAGCGGUUGGUGAAAGAAUGCGACAAGAUUCGCAAUCAUCGCGGCCAGAUUGAGGCCGACAUCAACAAAGUGCAGGAACAGUCUUUGGAGUUAACGGCCAAGCGCAGAGAAGUGGAUGAAAAGUUUUCACGUUACGUAAACUGCAAGCAUAAAACCAAACGGCAAGAACAGAAGUGUAACGAUUUGGCGAAAAGAUUGGUAGACAUCAGCGCGGAAAAGGCGAAAUUCAAGGAGUUUUGUGCGAAGACAAUCACCGAUCUGUUAAAGCUGCAGGGAAAGAAAGUGGACGAACUGGAUUUGUACGUGGCUGCUACGGUUAAGCACGAAGCCUACAAGCAAAAGUUGAUGAUUUUCCUGAACAAAAAUGCUGAUUUGGAGGGUGAAAUCCGAUCGGCGGAAGAUGCAGUUGAUUCUGCUAAGCGAAGUCACGAAUCUGUUUUGCGACGAUACGAAGAAGUUAAGGAUAAAGUGAAAAGGAAACUGAGUUUCGCCAAGAACCUGACCAACAAUACGAUACCACAAAAUGAAAAUUUUCCGUAUAAGAAAGAAUUCAGGAAACUUCCUUCUUCAUUAGAGGAUCUGAAUAAUCACAUGGAAGAGAUUCAGGCUAGGAUCGAAUGUAUGUCUCGCGACAAUGGAAAUAUCUUGGAGGAGUACGAGGCUCGCUGUCGACAGAUUGAUGCCUUGAAAGAAUCGAUCGGUGAUUCUACAAAGAAUACCGAUGCUUUGGAAGCUGAAUUACAGCAGCUUCAUGACCGGUGGUUUCCUGAGAUUAGCCGGGUGGUAGACAUCAUAAACGGAAAUUUUUCGCGAUUCAUGAGCAGUAUGGGUUUCGCUGGUGAGGUGGAAAUCAUCACAAAAGGAGUGCGUGACUACGAUGAAUACGGCAUUCAGAUUCGUGUUAAGUAUCGCAACACGGAAAAACUGCAGGCACUCGAUCGGCACGUGCAGUCUGGUGGCGAGCGCGCCGUUGCCAUUGCCACCUACACUUUGUCCCUGCAGCACAUCACGCAUGUACCGUUCCGUUGCGUGGACGAAAUCAACCAGGGUAUGGAUCCGCGCAACGAACGCAAGGUGUUCGAAAUGCUGGUGGAUGAAACCUGUCGCUCCGGCCAAUCGCAGUACUUCUUCGUCACUCCCAAGCUUCUGCCAAACCUAAAGCACAACGAUCUGAUGAGUGUAUUCAUAGUGCAUAAUGGGAAAUUUAUACAGGAUUCUCAUGUGUUCGUUUAUGAUCAGCUGCAAGAGUGUUAGAAUUACGACACAUCAUAAAUCAUGACGAGCAUUCUCACUUGGUGAUUGAAUUCCUACAUACCCUACUAAGUCAAAGCCGUACAAAUUUUUAGAAUUUUACGUGUAAUCUUUUAACGUUGAUUUGGUUCAUCCCAGAGUGCAACAUUGUUUUUCAUUCCGUUAGCAUACUUAUCUGUAUUAUAGACAUCUCACCGUAAGAGACAAACCAUUAAAACUUCCACAAAAAAAUAAAAUGUCUAUCGCCA
Aedes aegypti (yellow fever mosquito) is the source of this 3616-nucleotide messenger RNA. It is a transcript of the gene SMC5, whose product is annotated as structural maintenance of chromosomes protein 5. Lineage: Eukaryota; Metazoa; Arthropoda; Insecta; Diptera; Culicidae. Gene Ontology annotation, biological process: double-strand break repair via homologous recombination. Bases 258 to 3371 code for a protein of 1037 amino acids. The transcript is spliced from 7 exons. The record is from RefSeq and is a predicted model, not a curated record. Gene Ontology annotation, molecular function: ATP hydrolysis activity; ATP binding. Gene Ontology annotation, cellular component: Smc5-Smc6 complex.